Messenger RNA from Paramecium tetraurelia, 951 nucleotides. RefSeq lists its product as uncharacterized. The record is from RefSeq and is a predicted model, not a curated record. The transcript is spliced from 3 exons. NCBI's taxonomy places the organism in Eukaryota, Ciliophora, Oligohymenophorea, Peniculida, Parameciidae.
AUGUAUAUAAUAAUUGCAUUAGGAAUUAUACUCUCAUUGUGUUUCAUCAUUCAGCUAACGAAGAUUAAUCCUGGCAAAAAGUUCUUUCUAAUAGAUAUAUUUUUGGUAGUAUUAGUAGGAAUGAUAAUGUAUGAUGAGUCAAUUUACAAAUUUAAUGAUUUCGCAGAGUAAUUGCAAAUUGCAUUCCAAAAACAAUAUCCUAUUGAAUAUAAAUUGGAUGAACUGAUACAGAAAAACAACUUACAAAAUCACUCAUUUCAUUUAUAUUAUGGGAUGCCUUCAGAGGGAAUUUCAACCUUCUUCAAAUUUGUGAUCAAUAAAUCGUUAAAAGAAAAGAAGUAAGCCAUCUAUAUAGACAUUCAAUCUGAAGUGCAAACAUAAGAGCAGGCCUUGUAACUUUUUAAGGCUCCAAACUUGAAUGAAUUGAUUCUAUUCACAAAAAUAAAACCAACGAUAAUUGCCAUCGAUAAUCUAGAUUUAUCCCUAACUAAGAAAUAAUGCUAUAUUUGUCAAAUCUUAAGCAGUCUACAUUAAUUUAAUUCAACUACUAUUAUAGCAAGUGCCAAGAAUCUAAAGAAACUUAAUUUAAUGCUAGAUGAUUAUAAUAUUAAUGUAAUGGAGAUCAAGUAAUAUCAACAUGGGAGAUAAAACAAUUUCAGAUUUGAUUGGUAUGAACAAUCAUUGAAAAACAAUAAAAGAUAUGAAGACUUUGUGCUACAAAAACAAAGGGAAUUUGUUUCAGAACUUAAUGAGAAUGAAUUGCAAUUGAUGAAGACUAUCAGAAAUUAGAUGUGCAAAGUUAAAUGCGAAAAUUAAGAAGUCAGAUUGGAUGAUGUAACUUAUCAAUUUGGAGAUUUAAAGAAUUUGGUUGAUAAAAAUAUUGUAAUAGCUACUUUUGGAUAGUUGAAAUUUUAUAAUAGCUUUAUAUUUGAUUCAUUAUCGAAUUUAUGA